Panicum virgatum (switchgrass) is the source of this 378-nucleotide messenger RNA. RefSeq names its product skin secretory protein xP2-like. NCBI's taxonomy places the organism in Eukaryota, Viridiplantae, Streptophyta, Magnoliopsida, Poales, Poaceae. The coding region runs from base 1 to 378 and encodes 125 amino acids. The transcript has a single exon. The record is from RefSeq and is a predicted model, not a curated record.
AUGGCCGACGCGCCGUGGACUGAUGCCAGGCACCACCGCCUAGCUCCGGCACAAGCGCCCGUGGGGCGCUCGCCCGCCAUGCCACCGACCAAGGCGCACCACCUUGCUCCGUCGCCGAAGGCGGGGUCCCCGGGGCCCUUCCCACCCGAAGGUCCCGCCCAGGCGCCGUCAUCACCUGGCGAUGGCGCGAUGAUUCCGUCGUCCGGUGCCACCCCGCCUCCGCCUGUCACGGCGUCGUCGACUCGGCCGGUGAUCACUGCCACGAUAGCGCCUUUUGAGCACAGUAGCAUCGCCGCGCCGGCCACAUCUUCAUCGUGGACCGCCGCCUUCUCCUCCGUCGCAGGCAGCGUGGCCCUGAUGCUGCUCCGAGGCUAUUGA